AGAGGCCGGACCUGGGCAACCCCAGCCUGGAGGUGCCGGGGCCGGAGCUCCCAGAGGGCUGGGUGCGAGGCCUAGGCGGGGUCAGGUUCGGGUUCCUAGGCCAUAGCGGAGCUGCAGCCCAGGCGGCCGGAGCGGAACCCAGCCCCGCUCCGAGUGCCACGUCUCCAGGAACCCCCUCCUUACUCUUGGACAACACUCCGCCCCCGCCCGGGCCUCCGUCCCCCAAACCGCCCUCAUUUGUGCAGCGCCAGAUCCUUCGGACACAUCCCUAGGUGUCUCCAUCCUCAUCCGAUCCAUCCAACUCCCAGACACCACGUCUCCAACCGGCUGCACCCCACUCUCCAGCCUGCGCCCCAGAUGCAGCCUUCGCCCCUAGAUACACCCGCCUGGUGAUGAGGCGCUCUUCCCGUUCCUUCCGGUAGCCGCGUUGUGAAGACCACGCUGCCGGCUUGCAAACUUGGGGGGACUUCCUCCCUCCCCUCCCCCUGGGCGCCGUGCAACUGCCCUGGGACCUGGUUCGGGGAUGAGGGGGGCAGACCGGGCUCCCCAGCGGCCGGCGCAGCACGUAGCGCACGUGUAGGGCCCGCUCCCCACCCCCUCGCCGCCUCUGACAACUUUCCAGGGCUCCCGGUGUCGUCCGUGAGCCUCCCUUCCGCCCUGGCCUCCGGUCUCUGCCUUGCUCGUGCUUCUACCACCACCCUUCCCCUCCCAACCCGGUGGAUCCUCUCGUCUCCCCCAGUCUCCAGUGCACCGGUUUUCCCUCGUCCUCUGCGCAGUCCAUCUCAGCUCAUCUCUCCAAUUCAAUGCCAUCAUCUCUCCUCACCAUCUCUCGGUGCCCUGGAAUGUUUGCUGUCAGAUGUCCCCUGUGAAACCCACAAACCCUUGGUCUUCUUGUUUUAUUUUGUGUAGUCCUACAACGUCUUGUUACUACUCCCUAUUACAACACUUAUAACUCAGUAUUUGUCUUUUUUCCGCGGUGUCCCUGCACUCUCCCCAUACAUGUUCCUCUCCUGCCAGACUGUAAGCCUCUAGAGGGAAGGAGUAAUGUCUCUCUCCUUGGCACCAGGCACGUGGCACACGUUCCACAAAUAUUUGUUGAAAGGGAGGGUAAAUGGCCUUGAGUUUCUGUGGCUACCAUUGGCUGAGGAUGGAGCUUUGGGCUGGACAAAGAAGAAUCUGGUUGACCACAUGAAGCAGGAAGGAGGCUCAGAACGGUGUUGAGGGAGCCUCCACAAUGGGUGGGCACCACAGUUGAGCAACUUCAGGAGCCCUGGACUCCCAAGGAGCAAUCCUGUGAGCUGCUUAGAGAAGCUGUGAGGAUUAGAGGGAAACUCAUGUUCCCUGUUCAACCCGCAGUGGCACCACCAGCACCCCUAAUUUGGGUCUCUGGGCUGAGGGGCCCCUGGCAGCAUGCUCAAUGGCCUUGGAUAGCUGGAAUGUUUGGAAUUGCCUGUAUCUUGGAUGAAAGUCUUAACAAUAGAAUGAAAACUGCUGCAACACUAUGUCAGCACUUUACAGACCACCACUGUAAAUUCCCAGUUGAAACUGGGAAUUUGGAAUUCCAUGUCCAACCAAAUCAUUCUGAGUGCCCAGCACAGCGUCUGACACAUUAAAUGCUACAGAAAAGUGGGAAUCAGAUGGCAAGAUACAGAGAGGUUCUCAGAGUGUUGUGCAUCUGUGUGAAAAUCUAAAAGAAAAAAAAUUGGGAUGAGGAUUUAGGAAUAAGGGAAGAUGGAACUCUCAGUGAUGAGAAUUGUCCAGUAGAAAGGGAGAAGUGGAUCAUGCAGAAGAGAAGAGGAUAACUGCAGAGAAGUCUGUUGAACUCAGAGGGCUGAAUGAGAGCAGUCUUCCCUCCGUGACUGGGAAAUUACACGGGAGGAACUGUAUCCUGACGCAGACGCGAUGCGGUGUUCCAUCAGGAAAUGCUUCAUACUCUCAGUGGGCAUCGUAUUCCUGUGGCUCUUCAUCACUUUGAAAAUCCCCAAGGAAACUGAAGAUGAUCAAAAUGUGAUGACUAUCCAAGGCCUAGUAGCAAGCCUUGAGCCUUGCUCAGUUUGGGAACUGGGAAUAUAGGGUGGAAAUGGUGUGGACAGGCAGAUUCUUGAAAACCCCUGGGCUUGCUUCCUUCCUGAGCUUUUCACCUGAGAGCAGGAAGCUCCAAAGGGGAUGGGGGUAGGGACCUGGGCCUAUUAGUCCAUGAAGAAGCUGUAUUUAUUUUCCUUAUUCGUUAAGGUAAAGGAGAGCAAAUACUGCUUGAGCCCUGGAUAUUUCAGCCAAUGGCCAGGCAUCCUGAGAAUGUGCCAGGCUCACUCUAGGGAGAAUGGUUGACUCCACCUCUUUCCCUAGAAAAGCUUAUGGGAAGCCACUGGGGUGUAAAAUUUGUUCUUUUUAUGAAAGGAUAUAUAUGUUUGCCCUCGUCAAUGCCCCAGGAGGCCAGUUAUAACAGCAGGAAGGACCCAAGACCACUAGAAGACUGGCAGAACCUCACCUUCAAAUAUAUGGAAAAAAUCCAGAAGAGAAGAAAGACAUGGCUGACAGUGGGGAUCUCAUCAGUGCAGCGAGGGGAUGGAAGCAGCCUCUUGUACACAUUGGUCUCCCUGUUCCGUGUUUCCUCUAAGGCUGAGCAGAAACGUCUCACGGUGCUGGUCCACCUGGCAGAUUCUGACCUCACCUGGCUCAGAGAAACUCUUGCCCAUAUUUCAAGCCUCUUCAGCCCACAGAUCUUGAAAGGGCAGUUGCUACUGAUCCAUGCUCCAUCCGAUGCCUACCCCACUGUGGACAGUAUCAGGGAUGAGGCCUUUCGUGGCGAAUUCUACUCCAAGCAGAACGUAGAUCAUGCCUUCCUCAUGAGCUUUGCCACAAAGCUCUCUGAUUACUUCCUGUUAAUAGAGGACAAUGCCUUUUUUGCCCCUAACUUUGUCACCCACAUUCAUUCAAGGGUGACCACCAUGAAGUCCAACUCGUGGGUGCUACUGGAGUUCUCCAAUAUGGGCUUCCUUGGCAAACUCUUCCACAGCAGGGACCUCCCGCUCCUGGCCCAUUUCCUCCUCCUCUUUUACAAGGAGAAAUCCCUUGACAGCCUGAUUUCUCAUUUCCGUACACUCCUGGUCCAGGAAAGCCCAAUCCUCUGCAAACCUUUCCUCUUCUACCGCAGGGUCUCCUACACCGCCUUUGAUCACAAGCAGAAGGCCACAGCACUUCAGAAAAAGAAUGCUGAUGGUCCCAACAACCCGCCUGGAGCUGUCUUCACUGAUAUGCAGGUUUCCGAUGUGCAUUUCCCCUGGGAGGCCUACACUCUGGAUGAGUCAUUCUUUUGGACACACAACAUUAGUAUAGGAAGCCACCUGACAGUGAUUCUGAACCAUCCAGCAAACCUGAGCAGGGUUCAAGUGAUGACGGGCUCCAUUGUGGAUGGGAGGUACGCCCUGGAGAAGGGGCAGGUGGAGCUGGGCUACCAACCUGAGGGGGUGCCGCAGCACUGCACCAGCUUUGCCUUGCUGGGACAUCUUUUGGAGGGGCAGAUGGAUCAGAAGAUACUUCUGAAAGGUAUGGGGUACCACGUGAGCUGUGUGAGGCUGAUGGUGAAAGCUGGUCAGGCUGGGGGGCUCAUGAUCAGGCAUAUCUACCUCUGGGAGAAAAAUGACAAAUAGCAGCAAGUGGAUCAAUGCUGAAGAUAAAUCAGUAGGGGGAUGAAAAAUUAAAAUCUUAAAGCCAUUUC
This is a messenger RNA of Pongo pygmaeus (Bornean orangutan), 3718 nucleotides long. RefSeq names its product alpha-1,3-mannosyl-glycoprotein 4-beta-N-acetylglucosaminyltransferase-like protein MGAT4E (gene MGAT4E). Bases 2355 to 3650 code for a protein of 431 amino acids. The record is from RefSeq and is marked validated. NCBI's taxonomy places the organism in Eukaryota, Metazoa, Chordata, Mammalia, Primates, Hominidae. Gene Ontology annotation, molecular function: acetylglucosaminyltransferase activity. Gene Ontology annotation, biological process: protein N-linked glycosylation. The transcript is spliced from 7 exons.